Rhagoletis pomonella (apple maggot) is the source of this 1631-nucleotide messenger RNA. It is a transcript of the gene alphaTub67C, whose product is annotated as tubulin alpha-4 chain. Lineage: Eukaryota; Metazoa; Arthropoda; Insecta; Diptera; Tephritidae. The record is from RefSeq and is a predicted model, not a curated record. Gene Ontology annotation, molecular function: structural constituent of cytoskeleton; GTP binding. The transcript has 2 exons. Gene Ontology annotation, cellular component: cytoplasm; microtubule. Bases 161 to 1552 code for a protein of 463 amino acids. Gene Ontology annotation, biological process: microtubule cytoskeleton organization; mitotic cell cycle.
UUGUUUUAAUGUGUAUGGCCAUUAAGAAAUUUCCACUAACGGAAUCUGCCGCGCUCCAGGUAUCAGCUCUUUUACAAUUUGCUUUUGCAUUUCCAGUCUCGCCUAGGCAUAACCAUACUGCAAGAGCCAUCUUAUUUUUAUCGCAUAUCUAUAUUUAAAAAUGCGUGAAGUAAUAUCAAUACAAAUUGGCCAAGGUGGUAUACAAAUUGGGAAUGCCUGUUGGGAAUUGUAUCUUUUAGAGCAUGGAAUUGAUGUUGAUGGCUCUCUAAAAUGUAAAGAAGAAAAAUCGAGUACGGCAGAUGGAUUGUCCAACGAUUUAAAAACUAAUGAGACGACCAAUGAUUCAAAUACAUUUUUUGCGGAAACUGGAUUGGGGAGGCAUGUACCACGUGCAGUUUUUGUUGACCUCGAACCUACAGUUAUCGAUGACGUUCGCAAUGGUACCCUUAAAAGCCUGUAUCAUCCAGAACAACUAAUUUCGGGUAAGGAAGAUGCAGCUAACAACUAUGCACGUGGGCAUUACACAAUCGGAAAAGAAGCAAUUGAUAAAGUUAUGAAUCGCGUUCAAAAGUCAGCAGAGCAGUGUGAAAGCCUUCAAGGUUUCUUAAUAUUUCACAGUUUGGGUGGGGGAACUGGUUCAGGAUUUACGUCUUUACUUAUGGAACGCCUAAAUGCUGAUUUUAGUAAGAAAUGUAAACUAGAUUUUGCUGUAUAUCCAUCGCCGAGGGUAUCGACAGCAGUCGUGGAGCCCUAUAAUGCAGUCCUUACUACGCAUGCAACUUUAGAGACUUCGGAUUGUGUUUUUAUUGUAGAUAAUGAAGCAAUUUACGAUAUAUGUCAACAUAAUUUGAAUGUCGAUCGACCCAAUUACCGCAACCUUAAUCGACUUAUUGCCCAAAUAGUUAGUUCAACUACAGCUUCUCUACGUUUUAGUGGUUCCAUGAAUGUUGAUCUAAAUGAAUUUCAAACAAAUUUGGUACCUUAUCCACGCAUACACUUUCCACUUGUGGCAUAUGCGCCAUUGGUUUCCUCGUCGAAUGCUUCACAUGAGCACAAUGCUAUAAUGGCGCUUACCAACUCCUGCUUUGAGGCUUCAAACAUGAUGGUUAAAUGUGAUCCACGAGCUGGGAAAUACAUGGCGUGUUGUAUGCUUUACCGCGGAGAUGUUGUUCCAAAAGAUGUAAAUGCAGCUGUAUCGGCUAUUAAAUCUAAACGCCAUAUACAAUUUGUUGACUGGUGUCCAACAGGUUUUAAAAUUGGUAUUAAUUACGAAAAACCAGCUUGCGUACCAGGCGGAGAUUUAGCUGAAACAUCACGCGCAGUGUGUAUGUUAUCAAAUACUACGGCUAUUUCCGUUGCAUUUAGUAAUUUGGACUACAAGUAUGAUCUGAUGUUCAAGAAGCGUGCCUUUGUUCAUUGGUAUGUUGGCGAAGGAAUGGAGGAAGGAGAAUUCACCGAAGCUCGCGAAGAUUUAGCUACAUUGGAACGUGAUUUUGAAGAAGUUGGAGCAGAUGAUCAAGACCAAAGUGAUAGUGGCGAUUAUGAAUUAUAAAACGAUUUUUUGAUAUUAAAUAAAAAAGGUACUAAUUUGCAUGAAUAAAAGGACAUAUUUCCUUAAGUUUUACAUAAUA